CUUCCACCACUGUCAUCUGAAGUAAUAUGAAAAUAAUUCUUUCGUAUAUAAGAUCAAUGACAUAGGACAGCUUAUAUCAUUCAUCAGUUGAAACUCAUAUCAACGAAACAUGUUUUCCAAAGUGGUAGUUCUCUGCGCCCUGGUGGCUGUGUCGUCAGCUGGUCUUCUUCCAGCUGCCGUUCACUACUCUUCAGCUGCGGCCGUCUCUUCUCAGAGCAUUGUCCGUCAUGACCAGCAACAAGCCAAACUGGCAAUUGCCGCUCCUGUCGCUUACCAGGCUGCCCCAGUCUACCAUGCCGCUCCCGCUCCCGUCUACCACACUGCCCCUGCCCCAGUUGCUUACCACGCUGCCCCUGCCCCAGUUGCAUACCAUGCUGCCCCUGCCCCAGUUACCUACCACGCUGCCCCUGCCCCAGUUGCAUACCACGCUCCCGUUGCUAAAGUCCUCGCUCACGAAGAAAUCGCUCACCCCAAAUACGAGUACUCUUACUCGGUGGCUGACCCUCACACAGGUGACGACAAGCAGCAACAGGAGGUCCGUGACGGUGAUGUCGUAAAGGGCUCCUACUCUUUCCACGAAGCCGAUGGCUCCAUCAGAACCGUAGAGUACUCCGCUGACGACCACAGUGGUUUCAACGCAGUCGUGCACAACACCGCCCCUACCGCAGCCCCAACCCUAGUCAAGGCCGCACCUGUCCUCCUCAAAGCUCCCGUCUACGCUGCACCCGCUCACCAAUACUACCACUAAGUUUAGCACUUUAGUGUUAAACAUUGGUUGGAUUUACCAAUGAUUAUUUAUUAUCAAAUAUAAGAUUAAACCAAG
Molecule: messenger RNA, 823 nt
Organism: Pieris rapae (cabbage white)
Lineage: Eukaryota; Metazoa; Arthropoda; Insecta; Lepidoptera; Pieridae
Product: cuticle protein 8-like
Exons: 3
Coding region: 110-748 (212 amino acids)
Cellular component (GO): extracellular matrix
Source: RefSeq, a predicted model, not a curated record